Camponotus floridanus (Florida carpenter ant) is the source of this 4429-nucleotide messenger RNA. RefSeq names its product discoidin domain-containing receptor 2. The record is from RefSeq and is a predicted model, not a curated record. Lineage: Eukaryota; Metazoa; Arthropoda; Insecta; Hymenoptera; Formicidae. Bases 487 to 2415 code for a protein of 642 amino acids. The transcript is spliced from 9 exons.
CGUGACGGUACGGUGUUAGUUGGUACGUCGUUCCUCUCCGGCUGGUCGUGCGCCUCGCACGAAGGGACGGACGCGUCGCGCGUUGUUUCCUCAAUGGGGACCUCGUGGGGACCUGGUGUGAAAAGAUACGCGGGCCACCGAUAGCCGGUGAUACACGUCGCCGCAAUCGAGACGCGCCGCCGGUCGUUUUGCAUUUUUCUAAAUGGAUACUUUCGUGUCAUCGCCCUCUAAUACGUAAUAGAUUUGGUGUAAUCUUAGAGGCUUGUAAAUAUAUAGCGCCCCGUCAAAGUGAACGAGUGAAAUUUUUCUAUAAAUUUAUAUCAAGUGGAGGAACAUACGAAGAGAAGGAGAGAGAGAGAGGAUCUAUCAGAGACUAAUUGUGAUCGAUGAUUUCUUUGGUGCUCCUUGGUGUGUGCGCGUAUCGUCGCUAAGAACAUCCGAGCGGAUACGGGAUAUACAGUAAUAAGAAGCGGUUAUGAGAGUUCGAUGACCACGGGCCCGCGGACCAUCGACGCUACCAUGGACUACCUGCAGACGUGCCUCAUCUUUUACCUGCUGAUCCUCUGCUUCUGCGGCGGACGUUCCAUAGACAUAUCACAAUGCAUCGCACCCCUGGGGAUGGAGUCGGGCGCAAUUCCCGACGCGGACAUCACUGCGAGUUCUAGCUUCGAUAGCGGAAACGUCGGGCCGCAUCGCGCACGGCUGAAGCAGGAGAGCCACGGAGGUGCCUGGUGUCCGAAGCAGCAGAUUACGGCGGAGCCGCGCGAGUGGCUCGAAAUCGAUCUUCACACGGUGCACAUGAUCACAGCGACUGGCACUCAGGGCCGUUUCGGUAACGGCCAGGGCGUCGAGUUUUCAGAGGCGUACCUGCUGGAAUACUGGAGACCGAAACUGGGAAAGUGGAUCCGCUACAGGAACUUUCGUGGCGAGGAGGUUAUCGAAGGGAACAAGAAUACCUAUCUGGAAUCGAAGAAGGAACUGGAGCCACCGAUAUGGGCGAGCAAAAUUCGUUUCCUACCCUACAGUUAUCAUCGUCGCACUGUUUGCAUGCGCGUUGAAUUGUACGGCUGUCCUUGGAACGACGGCAUCGUCUCGUACUCGAUGCCUCAAGGUGACAAGCGCAACAACUGGGAAUUCUUCGACGCGACUUACGAUGGUUAUUGGGACGGACAGCUUCUCCGCGGCUUGGGUCAACUGACGGACGGCAAGAUCGGGCCGAAUGAUUUUAAGAUGAGUUACUAUGACAACUAUGACAGAAGUCAGGGAUGGGUCGGCUGGAAGAACGAUACAAGGUCCGGGCAUCCGCUCGAAAUCAAAUUCGAAUUUGACCAAGUCAGAGAAUUCUCAGCUGUUCACAUCUACUGCAACAAUCAAUUCCCCAAGGAUGUGCAGGUAUUUUCCGAAGUCAGCAUCAUGUUCAGCAUCGGCGGCAGGUAUUACACGGGCGAUCCGAUCGCAUACACCUAUGUAGAGGACAGAAUUUUCGAAUACGCGAGGAAUGUUACAAUCAAGCUGCAUCAUCGCAUUGGCAAGUUUGUCAAGCUAAGAUUCAGCUUUGCCUCGCGAUGGAUUAUGAUCAGCGAGAUCACCUUUGACUCCGACAUCGCUCACGGUAACUUUACCCCAGAAACACCACCCACGACCGCGGCACCGCGACUGCCGGUUGUAACUCACACUCGCAAUCCGCUGCAAGUCGAAGUUCCGGUAGCUAAGCAGGACGAUCCCACUUACAUGGCUGUGAUUAUUGGCGUCUUGACCGUCGUAAUCCUGCUGCUGGCGGUCGCCAUAUUCCUGAUAGUCACGCGUCACAGACAGCGCAAGAACUUUGCCAGUCCUCUGGGCCCCAAGAGCGCAAUUCCGUCGGGCAAUCAUCAGCAUCUGUCGCCGGAAUCUGCGUACGGUACCACGGAAAAGGACCCGUCUUUGAUGACCUAUAGGGUCGAGGAACUCGACGACCGAUACGCCGGCACGAAGCUCACGACUCUACCGCGAGAUCUCAAUGAUCGUCUUUUGGGCGAUGUCAGACUCGACGAGUACCAGGAACCCUUCCACGAGAACAAGUAUCGGGCAUCUCCUCAUGCGGCGUACUAUGGAUACAGCACGGUUGUUGUAGACAACAAGGAUCUCCACGACAAUGUCGAGCAGUCUGAUGCCACUUACGAUUACGCAGUACCAAUGCCCGUGCCUAGUGUAAGCAGUGAUCAGGAUAGCGUUUUCUCGAAAUCUUCCUCCAGGGGUAGCGCCAAGGCGUGCUUGCAGAGCUUUUUUCCGCCACCCCCGCCCCCUAUGAGUGCACCACCCCUUCGAGGCUCCAGCAAUUUGACGUACUCGAAUCCACCGAGUCCGGAACCAGUUUGCGAGCGUGAGCGCAGAGGCAGUAAGCGCCGGGAGCACUCCUUGCACAGAUACGCGUAAGGAAUAUUCAUGGAAAGCGAUUGGAAAUCGAAGGUAUGAUGGAUUCUUCGUUACUGCGAGCAGCGAAAUCGCGUGAUCGAGUGAAUCUUCUGGCACUGGUCCAAUGAAGAUUUCUGUUUUAUAAUAUUUCUUGCGAGCUCAACAGAUAUAUUAAUAAUUUAUUAAUUUUUUCAAUAUACAUGUGUAUUACACAUAUACUCUCUAAUGCGUUUAAAAUUCACCCGACUAAUAAUAUAUUCUUGCUUUUUUAUUAUUAUCGCGCCGAUAAAAAAUUCACUUAUAAUUAACCUCCACGUUUUUACAUUCAUGUUUUUAAUAAUAAUUAACUCGCGUAACUAUUAUUAAUAUUUACCAACGUCUAUUGACAAAAUUGCAUUACCGUUUACGCUUUUCUUGAGAGCAAGAACAUUUUUAUCAAACUAAAUUCACGAUCUCGAAUUUUGUAAAUUCGUGUUGCACAUACUUUACUCCAUCUGCGUUUCUCACAAUUUUCAAACGCAAGAGAAGGAACGCAAACAUGGAGCAAAGUAAAAUAGAUCCAGUGCCGUGAGGAUACCGUGAGAACACGCGCGUUGUUAAUUCUCAAGGGUGGUAAAGACCCGGUGGUAAAAGUAACACGUUGUACAUUUCGGAGUAACCGCUAUGAGCGACCGCGCGGCGGAAGAGGUCGUAAUCCUGUGCUUGUUACAACGACGAUAUUUUUUUCCCCGGAUUUAUAACGCAUCGCGAGAAGAACGACGCGUUCGCGGCGCGGUCGCAUUCAUCGCGAGGAAAACUCUUCUCGACAAAACACUGCCAUCGAUGAAUUUUCGGACAUAUUGUGCGAUCUCGAGGUCUUUUAAAGAGACUCGGGGGAUCUACUUCCUACGGAUUUAAUAAUUAAAUUGGCAUAUCAGUUUAAUGGUAAAGCGACUACGCGCAUAUGAGACUCUUCCCGAGAUUCGUUCGUGAAAUUUUGGCGACGAAAGCCGACGAGAUCGCAGUAUCGUUGAUAUUUUCAGUUAUUCGCAUUUUUUCAAGUCAUACACGCACAUUAAAAGUCAAGUCUCGGCAAUCUUUCUUUUCAGCACUCACUGCCAGGUUUCCUCUUCCAUUGGAAGUGGAAUUUCGCGAACGACAUGUAAUGUUGCGAAAUGCCACUUUCAUCUUUCGGAAUGGUACGGACAAACGAUGCGUAAUCGCUGCGAAGAAUUAUAUACGGAUGAACAUGUCCGAACGAAUUUCCAGGAAGAGUCGCGUUAAUGAUUCGGUCUGUUCGGCGCGCAUGUGCAACAAGAUCGAGCUCGCUAUCGAUCCAGGUGAGACCAGCGGUAACUAUCGGAGGGGAAGAAAAAACGAGCGGCUCGGAUGAGAUAUUUAUCCGAUGGCGCGAUCGUUACGUCGGCUCGAAAAGAUAAUUAAUUACUGGCUUGAUGGAGAAUAAGCGGGCGUUUCAAUUAUUCGCGCAUUCUCGAACCAACGUCAGCGGCGCUUGACAUUGGAGAAAAAACGCCGCGCGACGAGAUCGACGUGACGAUAUUGAAAAGAGCGAACGGUAGCGAGCUUCGAUCCCGCCUCACACAAGACUGAUGUCACAUAAAUAAUUCAGUAUCCUGACCGCGCGCGCACGUCGUAUUAUUUAUUGUCGCUUUACAACGUCCCGCGUGACGAAUCUUUAAUUUAUAUAUACAUAUAUAUACAUACGAAAAAGUGAAUAUAUAUAUAUAGAUAUAUAUACAGAAAGGUAAUAUACAUAUUAUCUCGUACGACGACGAAUUUUUCAUAUAAUAUAGAUUGUAAUAAGCCCAACUUUAUUUCUCUAUCUCUACCGACAUCGCCUUCAUGCAACGAGGAAAAUCGAGAAUUUACCAGCGUAAGGAAUCGACAAUACAGGGAUGAGACAACAAUAACUACAUGUGUACGUAAUUAAAGGAAACGUAUAGAGAGACUCGAGAUAUCGGGUGCGCGAAGAUGAGAGACCCUCGACCACAUUGUGAUAUAAUGAAAAAAAAAAAAGAGCCCGGCUCGCGAGUAA